Messenger RNA from Brassica oleracea var. oleracea, 1224 nucleotides. RefSeq lists its product as uncharacterized. The coding region runs from base 1 to 1224 and encodes 407 amino acids. NCBI's taxonomy places the organism in Eukaryota, Viridiplantae, Streptophyta, Magnoliopsida, Brassicales, Brassicaceae. The transcript is spliced from 2 exons. The record is from RefSeq and is a predicted model, not a curated record.
AUGGCGGUGGAUGAGCAAGACAACCCGUCAGAAUCUACUCCAAGAGAAGCCGAGCUACAAAGGCAACUCGACGGAUUACAAAGCCAGGUAACCGACUUGCACAAGGCUCGGGAAGCUACCGAGAACCUUGAACUUUCCUCUGAAGUUCAAUGCCUGAAGGAAAAGCUAGAUGAGCAUUCGAAGCAGCAGGAGCAAAGUGCUGAGAAGCUUACUCAGCUCGAAUCUGAAAACCUUGUUCUCGGAGACAAGAAUCAAGCCCUCAACAUGAGCCUGGACACACCCAACACCGCAGGAGGUACCGCUCAACAGCCUUCAGGUGAAGCAGGGGCAUCAGGGGAAAAAGCUGGAGAUACGCGAGUGCAUGAAACAAUAUCCAGCAACUCCGAGCCAGACUCCGAGAAGGAAACAUCCAAAGGAGCCGCGGCAUUGCAGUCCUCAUUGACCACCUAUCUGGACCAGAUAUUCUCCAAGAAGCUCGACGCCAUGCAAUCUAUGGUAGAAAGGCUCCCCGGGGUGGCACCUCCGAUUCGGAAAAGUAAUCCUGGUUCUUAUGCCGAUACUCCUUUCACAGAUAAUAUUGCCCUGAUCGGGAUGCUGAGAAAGUUCUCCUUCCCCAACAUAAAGAUAUAUGACCGCACCGGCGACCAAGACGACCACAUCGCUCAGUACAAACAAAGGAUGCUAGUUGUAACACUCCCAAGGGAGUCCCGCGAGGCCACCAUGUGUAAGGGAUUCUGCUCAACCCUGAUCGGACCCGCGUUGCAAUGGUACAUUAAUCUACCUAUCGGAUCCAUAUCUUCGUUUGCAACUCUCAGCGAUGGGUUCGUGGAGCAGUUCGCAAGUAGCCGGAACCUGGAGAAAACCUCGGACAGCCUCUAUGAAAUCCUCCAGCAUCAGGUCGAACCCCUUCGUGAUUACAUAGCUCACUUCAAUCAGGAAAAGGUAUCGAUUCCUGAAUGCAACGUCACCACAGCAAUCUCAGCCUUCAAAAGAGGCCUGCUCCAAGACAGGGAUCUCUACAAGGAACUGACCAAGUAUCAGUGUAAAACUAUGGAAUACGUAUUAUCCCGAGCCUGGGCCCAGGAAAAUGGGAGAAAGACGUCGCAACCCGCGCUAGGACACAGCAGAAACAAGCAACAAGGCAAGAUGAGAGCGAUCGAGACGAGAGGUCCUCCCAGAAACCCAGAAAAGACCAAAGGGGCAGGAACCGGGGCAGGUACAUGA